This is a messenger RNA of Aedes albopictus (Asian tiger mosquito), 1134 nucleotides long. RefSeq lists its product as uncharacterized. The record is from RefSeq and is a predicted model, not a curated record. The coding region runs from base 260 to 1096 and encodes 278 amino acids. Gene Ontology annotation, molecular function: odorant binding. The transcript has a single exon. NCBI's taxonomy places the organism in Eukaryota, Metazoa, Arthropoda, Insecta, Diptera, Culicidae.
UAACAGUUUACCGAAUCAAUGCUUCCGCACUAUUCAUCCAUGUGUGUUUAUAACAUCCCUUGCAUUUACUGAACGACGAUUUCAAACCAACCCAUCGAUGUAGCAGGAAAGAUCGUACCACAAAAAGACACGUGCGACAACAUCUGCAGGACGACUACGCGCCGGUCGUAUAAAUAAAUCAGUGCAAGUCAAUGCGUUCAGUAGUGUCGUUACCAACUUCCAUCCCGAAUAAACGCGCCGCCGGUUUGCACCAUCCACCAUGGGCUUGGCGACUUCUUCGAUCACCCUGCUAGUGCUGUGCUUUGCGGCAGUGGGACGAUGUGACCUGCCUCACUAUGUCGUGUAUAAGAGUUUCUUCACGGCCCUGUACGAAUGCGGUGAAUACCUCCAGGUGGACAACGUAACCUUGGAUCAGUACAUCUACUACGGUUAUCCCAGUAUUCCGGAAGUGAAACGUCUGAUACAUUGUGCCAUGGUCAACGUGGGAGCCUGGAAUGACUACAGAGGCGUGAGAAAUAACGUGUUCCGGUAUUUCUUCCAACCGAACGCAUUGGAUACCGAGUACGAGCAGCGAACGCAGCUUUGCCUGGAUAGUAUCUGCCCGAACGAGAUCGACCAAAACUAUCGAGCUUUCGAAACCUUUAGCUGCUACUACAGGCAGUUUGGCCGUCUGAUUAAGGAUGAUGUAUUCAAUCCCGCGGAACCUCUGGAGUUCUUCCAGCUUCUUCAAUUUGUUCGACUCACUCUGAACAUUUCUCCCGAGAAGGUGGCCCAGUUUGCAGCUGGCAAUUUCCUAGAUGAUCCAGUGUUCAAGCAGGCGCUCUUCAUCGGAGCCCUUCGAGUCGGAGCAUACAGUUGGGACAGGGGCUAUCUGUUUGAUGCCAGCUACGCGCAGUACAAUGUUCCAGAGAUCAUUUCUCCGUGUACCAGGAAGUGCGUUGAGGAUGUGACUGCUCAAUACUGCAGUGCCGAUAAGAUGGAGCAGGUGUAUCAAAUCUACAAGCAGUGCUUGCAUACGUUCUUGGACCCACUGUUACAGGGCAUGUUCCAGUCGGUGAUAAGUGGUAGAAUCUGUGAACAAGCGGUACUCUUCUAGUGGAACAAUUCGGAACUAAUAAAUGUUUUUGCAAUUUA